Messenger RNA from Anopheles maculipalpis, 1006 nucleotides. RefSeq names its product syntaxin-16 (gene Syx16). The transcript has 5 exons. The record is from RefSeq and is a predicted model, not a curated record. Gene Ontology annotation, molecular function: SNAP receptor activity; SNARE binding. The coding region runs from base 8 to 1006 and encodes 332 amino acids. Lineage: Eukaryota; Metazoa; Arthropoda; Insecta; Diptera; Culicidae. Gene Ontology annotation, biological process: vesicle fusion; vesicle-mediated transport; intracellular protein transport. Gene Ontology annotation, cellular component: SNARE complex; membrane; endomembrane system.
CAUCAUCAUGUCCCAUCGCAAUCUGACCGAACUGUUCCAUAUGCUGCGGAACAAUGCGGUACACAACCGGAACGUUGGGUAUGAAAAUCACUCCGACAACGAAACGCUGCUUGAGCCGGCAGGAAAAUCUAGUGAGCAACCGCGCUGGAUCGGCAAGUACGAUGAGGCAAACUAUUUACUGUUCAAGAUUCAGGAACGCAUCAACGAGGUGAAAAAGCUUCAAACGGCGGAAGUACGAUCGGUGCUGAGCGAUGAAACAACUACCAGCAACAGUACGACCGAAAGCUACAUGAUGGAAGUAAAGCAGCUAAUCUGCCGGUGUCACGACAAUAUCAAUUCGUUACGCCGAAUGGAUAAUGGGCUGGAAGAAAUUCUGUUGAAAAACAUUCAAAAGCACUGCCUUAUAAUGCUACAGGGCUUAACCGAGCAGUACCGGCAGCUGCAGGCACACAAAACGGCCCGUUCCCUGAAAGCCACCGAACCGACGGCCGGCACCAGUACCGCCAAUAAUGGCACACACGUCGUACGCAAUCCCACAUCCGCCAGCAAUACGGUCGACACGUUCGAUAACUUCCUCCAGAUGGAGUCUGAUGGGCGGGGCGGUACCUUCGACGAGGACGGGUACGACUAUCAGCAGCUGCUGGACGAUUUCUUCCAGCUGCCGGCGACCGGGCUCACCAUCAACCAGAAGCAGAUCAUGCUCAUCCAGGCGGACAAUACGAAGCAGCUGAAGAGCCGGGAGGAUGAGGUGCUGCGCAUGACUAACUCGAUCACCGAUCUGAACGUUAUCUUUAAGGACAUUUCGAAGCUGAUCCAGGAGCAGGGCACGAUAUUGGACCGGAUCGACUAUAACAUUGAGUCGGCCCAGGUGCGCGUUAGCGAUGGGUUGCGGCAGCUGCAGAAGUCCGAAUCGUACCAGCGCAAAAAUCGGAAGAUGCAUUGCAUAAUGCUGCUAGCGUGUGCGAUUAUGUUUAUGAUAAUAUUGAUCAUUUUUACCAAGCUGUAA